Mangifera indica (mango) is the source of this 1210-nucleotide messenger RNA. RefSeq lists its product as uncharacterized. Lineage: Eukaryota; Viridiplantae; Streptophyta; Magnoliopsida; Sapindales; Anacardiaceae. The transcript has 7 exons. The record is from RefSeq and is a predicted model, not a curated record. Bases 263 to 976 code for a protein of 237 amino acids.
AUUACCGAAAUAAGAAGAUAAGGGUAUUUUAGUUGCAUGAAAAAAUAUUUAUAUGUCAUAACCAUAUCUGUAUGGGCACGAUCAUAUAGUUUCAGUAAACUAUUGGGAUGACCUGGUGAUUUUCCCACCAAACACCCAUGCCCCUCCCGGCUUCCUUGGGGCAAGUAAAUUGUAAAACCGUUGAGUCUCUGACGAAACACGAACUGAUUUGUUAUUGUUGUAUAACUUUCUUGCAGUUUCUUGCUGGGUUUUCGUAGUUGUAAUGAAGACACUGGCAAGUAAUCACAGGUGGAGAACAAUUUCAAGGGGAGCUACAUACACCUGGUUGCCUUAUCCAAGCUUCACCACUACCUCCAGGAAGAGAGUUCAAGGCAUCAGAAUGCAUCAGAAAAAUGUAAAGAAAGCGAAUUUGUAUGCAGCUAGAAAGGAGAGUAUUAAGCUUCCAAACUAUGAUAGUGAUUGUGGGGGCAACUAUCAUAUUAGGGAAUUUUUAAGUCACCCAUCUGGGAUUGAAGCAAUGUUGAACACUAGAGCCUUGCAGAGUUUUGAAUCCAUUGAAACUCACACAUAUAGGUGCACUCUGCCAAAAGUUGAACUUCUGAACUUUGAAGUCUCCCCGGUGAUGGAUUUACAAGUGAUUCCAACAGACGAAGAUUGUACUGUGCGGUUGCUUUCCUGCAAGUUUGAAGGUUCAAACAUCGUGGAACGCCAAAAUGACCAUUUUUCAGCAUUCAUGAUAAAUCAUAUUACUUGGUACACAAAUGAUUCUGAAUCAUUUUUGGAGGCUGACAUAAAGUUGAAUCUCUCUCUUGAGAUAUACACACAGCCAUUUACCUUGCUGCCUGUAUCAGCUGUUGAGGGCCCUGGAAACUUAAUGAUGCAAGCUCUACUCGAUAGGCUCGUACCAGUGCUUUUACAGCAACUACUACAGGAUUACAUCGAAUGGCUUGAGCAGAAAUUUGAAGACUCACCAUGAAUUUGGGGUUAAUGUUCUGCACAACUGAGAAAAUUUUCUAACUUCAUCACAAUUUAUUAUUUUGCUUCAGUUUUCCUACAUUAUGAUGUUCUUUGCGGUUGAAGCCAGUCACAAUUGUGAUUUGAAAUUAUAAUCCUAUGAAAACAUAGAACCCGUUUCUAAGGAUAGGAUGUAUACCAUAAAAUGCUAUGAGUUAAACAGUGUUAUCAUGCAAUUCAUUUUCUUUCUUUGUUA